UAAGCUAUUACAAAUUAUGUUAAGCAGAUUAUUUUACCCUACAGAGCAAGCUUGAGCAUACAUAACUUUCUAUUUAGCCUUUCAUGUGUUUGUAUUUUGCCGAAUAUAAGUUAUAAGGCUAUUAUCAUUUCUAAAUCUAAUAUCUUGCAUUUCCAACAUAAUCAUCAAACUAACUUGAUUUUUAAAAGUUCUUUUAAAAACAGCAAGACAACCUCAUAUAGCAUUUCGUACUUGGGUUAUAUCAUCUCUUAUUCCAUUUGCUUUUUUAACUUGAUUCCUUAUCAUGGUAUUUGUUUACUGGGGUGGCUUUGAGUUUUGAUAUACAGUGAAUUUCUCUCAAGCAAACGCAUAUCAAAUUACUUAUCUCUUCUUCCUUUUACGUAUUCUUCCUUUUUCAUCAGAUCAUGUUGUAUUAAAUGUGUUUUCUUUUUAUUAGCUUUUCGUUACAUUUUAGACCCUGCAGUAUGGCACGCAAGAUAAACACAAUAGAAGAGAUCAACGACUCAAAGGAGACAUGGAAGAUUGCGGUUAGAGUGAUUUCACUCUGUCGUGUUGAUUCCUUAAAGUUCAUGGAAAUGGUUUUGAUGGAUGCCAAGGGCCAUAAGAUACAAGCAGUUGCGAGGAAUGCCGAGAUGGUUGUUUGGAAGCCAACACUUAAAGAAGGAGAAACGUAUGUGAUGCAGAAUUUUUGUGUCCUACGCAACGAUGGGGAAUACAAGACUUGUGACCAUCCAUUCAAGCUUCAACUCACAGGUGGUACAACGCUAAAAGUACAAAAUCUCUCCGAUAUUUCCACGGAUCACUAUCAGUUUAGAAGCUUUGGUGAUAUAUUAAGUGGCAAACUGGACACUCAUGUUUUGGUUGAUGUCAUUGGAUCUCUGCAUGACGUUCUUAAUGCCCAGGCUAAUGCUUCGCUGAAAAAAAUAUCAUUUUUAAUGAAAGAUCUCAGUGGUGAUAUGAUAACAUGCACAUUGUGGGGCGACUAUGCUACCAAACUGUUGAAUUUCCGUGAAAAUCAUCCAUCGGAGCUGACUGUUAUCAUCUUGACUCAUGCAAAAAUCAAGGAACCGGAAGGCAUGCAUCCUAUCACCAUUCAAAAUAGCAUGUACAGCUCCAAACUGCUCAUAAAUGAAGACAUUGCAGAAAUUCAGCAAUUCAAAGAUAGCUUCAAAUCAAAUCAAGUGAACAAGCCACAAGGUCAAACUCAAAGCCAAACCUCAGGCUCCAGUUUUUCUGAGCAAGAGAAGCUUACAUAUAGAGCUGUUCUUAUGAGUAUUGAUGAUAUUAAUUGCCUUAAAGAGGAAACAACUUGUGUCACUGUUGGCACCAUUGCAAGGUUUGUGGUUGGAAAAAGUGGGUGGAGCUAUCAAAGUUGUUCUUCAUGCACUAGAAAGGCUAAAGCACCCAAUGGCGCGUUCACAUGCAGAUGUGGCAAAUACAACCACGAGCCUGUUAUAAGGUAUAGGCUGGAAGUCAUGUUGUACAAUAAAAAAGAUUGCGUCAAGAUUGUACUGUGGGAUCAAGAAUGCAUUCAGCUUCUUGGGAAGACCGCUAAUGAGCUCAGAAACCAAAUGAUUGAAGAAGGUGAGGACGAUCCACUGUCUUAUCCAGAAACACUUGAUGACUUGCUUGGAAGAACUUUGGCAUUUAGGAUCAAAAUGCAGCCAGCCUAUAGUGCUGCAUCCGUACAAAAAGUUUCCGAGGAUGAGGCCGUUGUGCAAUCUAUAUUGGGGAAAAUUGACAUGGAUGAGCAAUCUUUGUCUGCAACAGCAGAUCAUGAUCCUGAAAGCUCAUCGGCUUCUGUUACACCUUGCAAAAGAUCAUCACAUAUGCAAAGUGAUGAUUCUCAAUCCCCAGAUGAAGCCACACAACUAUCAGCAACUAAGAUUCAGAAGCGUAUUAAAAAGGAGUGAAAUAGUUACAUUUCUUUGUCAUUCCUUGCAGACAAUAUUCAUCUCUUCAUGCCUUAUUAUUUAUUACAUUAUUAAGAAACAAAAGUGACCUUUUUAUCUGCUUCGUUUUAGACAAUAUACAAUUUCAUUGUCCUUAUUAUUGCUUACAUUCAUUCAAGUAUUCAAUAUGUUUGAUUAUUUUAGUUAGCUUUCUUCAAUCUUUAUUUUUUAUUUUAUUUUUUUUACUUAUUUCAG
This is a messenger RNA of Cuscuta epithymum, 2147 nucleotides long. NCBI's taxonomy places the organism in Eukaryota, Viridiplantae, Streptophyta, Magnoliopsida, Solanales, Convolvulaceae. The record is from the annotation of a GenBank genome assembly.